CGGGAGAGAGAGCAAAGCCCUGACGGAGGGGGAGGAGGGAAGCUCUCCCGUCUUUGCGCAUGCCUGGGACUCUGCUGCUGCUGCUGUUUGAGAGCAGCAGAUGAACGAAGCUCAGAGGAGGGAGAGAAAAAAAAUCUCCGUCCCGAGGUGGCCGUGCGCGCAUGCGCUUCCGCGUCUGAUUGAUGCCGUAUUGUGUGCGCUGCGAUCGCUUUGGAUUCGCACCAGAGAGAGAGUGGGGAUACGAGUUGUUACGUCGGUGCUGUAAUACAAGAGUGGCUCUAAUAAGAAAUACAACAACAACAAAUCCACCUCGCUUCGAGAUGCCAUUCUGGCCGCGAGGGUGAAUAGGCAAAUUCCCGGCUCGUAGAAGAGAACGCGGUCAGGUGUGUUGCUUUUUGUGUGUGUGUGUGCGCGUUAAUUACAGUUUUAUUAUUUUAUUUCCUUAUAGCUCGAUCGCUCGCUCGCUCGCAGUCAAAUUGGCGCAGCGUACGUAUUCUUCAAAGCGACCCAAAAAGAUCAGUCGAGUCCCUGGGUAUCGGAAUUCGAUUUCGCGUUAACACACCGCAAGACGCGACUGGAAACUGUGAGUCCCGUGCUCUGCUUGUACUCCGCUGCCGAUCGAUGUGUUUGCGGUAAAGAUUUAUUAGCCGUAUUGGGCUAUUGUGUUUUCGAAUCAGGCUACUUGCCGCCGUCACGCUCCGUUUUCCAUGUAAUAUUCAGCGCGCCUUAGGACGAAAGGAAACAAACAGACAAAAAUAGAUUAUCCACCGCGAGUUGCUUUUCCCUUCUCAAUUCUUCCAUCGCCAAGUGUUGGGUGCUGUCGCGGGGUUUAGAGGAAGCGGACAGGGCCGCCUUAUAGCCGACGCAGGGGCGAUUUCGCGUAUCGGGAGCCUCUCUCUCUCUCUCUCUGCAGUUCUAUCGUCCGGUAGCAGCAGUAUCAUCAUCAUCUAUCCGAAUGAGUGCAGUAGGAGCAGCAGCAGCAGCGAUAGCUCCAGCCGACAGCCCGAACGCGUGUAACUUUGUAGCAGCCAGCCCGUGCUAUAUUGCGAGUUGCAGUCUCCAUCUGUUCAAAUAUACAUUCGUACAUUCGUUCGCCGUCUCCCUCGCGGUCACAGCGCAUCCUUGAUCACUCGGCAGGUCAUCUCGGCGGAAGAGACGGACGUGAGAUUCGCGUGUUUGUUUCGCGUUGCCCUGAGACGCGCAGCUCUCUCUCUCUCUCUAGCACACACACACACACUCUCUCACUCUCUCCCACAUGUCAUGCAUCUGUGCUAUUUAUACGUUCAUUUGUUUCGCCCGUUGCCCGCGUCUCGUUGUUGCCGCCGGCCCGGCCCGUGAUCGCUAGCGAGAUAGGGGGGGCUCGGUCAAGCGCUCUUGCGAUAACCGCGCUGCGCUAAACAGCCCCCGCGCGACCCGAGCGCGCGCUCCCCGCAUCCUUCAACUAGCAAACGCGAGGCGACGCCAGAAGGGGGGGGGGGGGUAAGGGCCAAGCGAAAAGAGCGAGACGAGAGAGGGCGAUCGGAGAGAGGGCGAUAGAGGGAAGCGCACUGAGAGAGAGAGAGCGAGCGAGCGAGCGCGCGACGACGUGCGGAGCUUUCACAAAGCGACACUGUGCUGUUAAUCUCCCGUGACCCGCCACGUACCGACGCUCUUCGAGCAUCAUUGAGAACGUCAAGUGAGACCUUUUGUAGAUUUCCAGCUACGAAGAGAGCGCCUCUCGCUCCAUCAUCGUGACAGCGACCCGCAGGGCAUGAAAGUGGACGCAACAGCAGCAGCAGCAGCGACAGCGACGGUAGCAGCUGCAUCGUUCCAGUCGUAUACCACAUCCGAUGCGGGACCCAAGCUCCAGCAAAGGGCGCGGCUGACAUGACUCUCACGUAAGCUGCUACCGGAGGAGGAGGGAGGAAGAGAAGGCCGAGAGGUUUGGCGAAGGGAAAUAGGGGGAAGAGGGGGGCGGGGAGGGGGGUGGUGGUGCCAGAAUUGGAUCUGCUGAAGUUGCGUCUUCGAAGCUCCACUCUGCGAGAAGUGAAAGUUACGAAGUUUGUUUUUUGGCGUUCCUCGUGGUCUGCCACCAACGCGCUCGUGUGACGGAGCGGCCGGGUUAGAGAGGAGCUCUCCCAUCAACCACAGCAGCCGCUUUUUUUUCAAAUUUUACGAAAAAAAAACUUACCAGUACUACCACUUAUUGCAAUUCAUCAAUUCACAAUAUAUCUACAUAAACCAACAACAAUUUGGUCGCCAAUACAUGGGCACCUUGUGAUCAUAACGUGGCCAGAAACAUCGUCGUCAUCGACCGCGACAGCCAAACCGGACUGACGACACGCGCCGGCGUCAGGGAUUUGGGUCGUGGCAUCGUGGACACGCGGCGAGACGCGACUUUGGUGGCGUCGUUCUGCCUGCCGCCUCCCUCGAUCACACACGACAACACACACGCACACACACGACAACGACAACACACACGCACACACACACACACGACAACACACACACGCACGCGCACGCACGCACGCACACACAACGGUGGCAACGCGAAGCCGAGACAACAAAGAUCUCGUGUCACACCGUCGUCACCGUCGUCACGAUGACGAAGUCAGCGCGACCGCAGCUGACGGUGCUGCUCCUGUGCGUGACCUUGUGCGGCCACGUUGCGCGCUCGUCCUCCGAUGGGCUACCCCAGGCCUCCAGCCACGGUCUGAACGUCACCACGAACUCGACGGGCAUCGGGGCAUCGGUUCCCUUGCUCAAGCUCGGGGUGGUACUCAGCACGAUGGCCAUGGUGACGAACUGGAUGUCGCAAACGCUGCCCGGCCUCGUGGGCCUAAACCUCACAAAGUUGGCUGGCGCUUCGGAUCCCGACAUGGACAAGAUCUCAUCCGGCUUCAUACCGAACCCGGACGAGGGCUGGCAGGUGUUCACCUCGGCCCAGGACGCGGACGGGAAGUGCGUGUGCACAGUGGUGGCGCCGCAGCAGAGCGUGUGUUCGCGGGACGCUCGCUCCCGCCAGCUUCGCCAGCUGCUUGAGAAGGUGCAGAACAUCUCGCAGUCCAUGGCCGUCCUCGAUCUGCGCACACAGCGAGACAUCAAGUACAUCGAGGGCAUCGAGAAGCAGAUGAACGCCCUCGACAAGAUGUUCCAGGAGGCCAAGGAGGACCGCAAGGAUCUGCUGGCUCGGCACUUUCAGGAGCUGAAGGAGAAGAUGGACGAGCUGGUGCCGCUGAUCCCCGUGCUGGAGCAGUACAAGGCCGACACGCGGCUCAUAGAGCAGUUCAAGGCGGAGCUCAACAACCUGUCGGUGGUGCUGGGCAGCAUCCAGGACGAGAUCGGUGGCAACGAGUUCGAGAGCCUGCAGCGGCGGGUGCUGGACCUCGAGUCGAGGCUGCACAGCUGCAUGCAGAAGAUAGCCUGCGGGAACCUGACGGGGAUCAGCAAUCCGGACACGGUGAAGACAUCCGGCUCGCGGUUCGGCGCGUGGAUGACGGACCCACUCGCCUCCGAGAAAGACAACCGGGUGUGGUACAUGGACAGCUACCUGAACACGCGCUCGGUGCGCGAGUACCGCUCCAUGGCGGAGUUCGCCACGAGCGACACCUUCGUGCUGCACCGCCUGCCGCACCCGUGGGCCGGCACGGGCCAGGUGGUGUUCAACGGGUCUCUCUACUUCAACAAGUACCAGAGCAACAUGAUCGUGCGCUACUGCCUGACCACGCGCACCAUCCUGAUGCAGCGCGUCCUCGACAAGGCCGGCUACAACAACAUCUUCCCCUACUCGUGGGGCGGCCACACCGACAUCGACCUCAUGGUGGACGAGAACGGCCUCUGGGCCGUCUACUCGACCAACCAGAACGCGGGCAACAUCGUCGUAGGCAAGCUGAACCCCAACACGCUGGAGCUGAUCCGUUCGUGGGACACGGGCUACCCGAAGCGGAGCGCCGGCGAGGCGUUCAUGAUCUGCGGCAAGCUGUACGUGACCAACUCGCACAUGGCCGGCGCCAAGGUCUACUACACGUACAGCACCAACUCGAGCACGUACGAGUACGUGGACAUCCCCUUCCACAACAUGUACUCGCACAUCUCCAUGCUGGACUACAACCCGCGCGACCGCGCCCUCUACGCCUGGAACAAUGGCCACCAGGUGCUCUACAACGUCACGCUCUUUCACAUCGUGGCCACCAGCAGCGCCACAAACAACAACGUGUGAGUGAGCACGGAGGUGCCGCGGGUUUCGGGCGGGGGGGGGGAGCGGCGGCGGGAAGUGGCGGGGGACGGGGGGCGGGGUAUGGGAGGGGGGGGGGGAGUGGGGUGGGUGGGGGGCGCGUCGACUCAUUCAGCAAGGGGAGCGAGCGAGAGAACGGCGACGCGUGAAGUGGGACGAUCGGAGCGGCUGAAUUUGUAAAGGGAGCGAGGAGCCGAGUUAGGAACGACGACGUCGGGCAGAGCGAUCGCAGAGACCGUGAAGAAGAAACGCAGUGGAAAAGAAUACAACAUUGCGUGGGUCGGACAAUCUGUGAGACUGAAUCCACGCGGGAGAGAGAGAGAGAGAGAGAAGGAACAAAAGUGCAUCAACGACGACGAAAGCUGCUCCACCGACGACGGUUGUCACAUCGAGAGCAGGACGGGGAGCCACCGAGCGGAGGAACGUUUCCGAUGUUUGCGUUCUCGCUCCGAACUCUCGCCCACCGCCCGUCGAGGUCCCGAUCCAUCCCCGCACACCGACACAAAACGGGGAACGUGGCAAUAAUCCCUUCGUGACGGAGCAAGUGGCCCUUUGCUUCCACUCGCCCAUCAAACACGACGACAAAAAAACGUUGAAUCCCCACUUGCAUCGAAGCCCCUGUGUAAUUACACUCUGCAGGAUGAUAUUGUUUCUGCCUUUAUCCACCCCUUUGUUUUUAAUGCCGCGACAAAGUGUGUUUCUCAGUCACCCUUCUCGCAAACACGGAAUCUGUGCGUUAAGAUGUAAAUAUUCAUUUUUUACUUGUAAGAUGAAGGUUUGUCUUCCUCCUUCGUCCAGUUUUCUUAAUUGGCAAAGUACAAACGAAAAAACGGCAAUACAAAAGCAGCCAAUCUUGAGUGAAAAUAUCAACAUUUGGCGUAAAUCGUCCUUAGAUCACAGUUCACGUCAUAUGCUCGGUGAUAGACGGAGGAGCCGUCAGGGAUUCGUGGCGUGGCGACGCUCGGAUCUCGCCUUCGACGUCUUGAGUUCACUUUCAAUUAGGAUAUACGCGGUCCCUGCUGACAACCCCUUUCAUUGUGUGCGCGUGACAAUAUAUAACUCGUUUUUUUUUUUUUUGCGUGUGUUCGUUGGUUAAUGAAACAAAAUUGGCGCGACGCUCGCUAUGCUUUGUUCCCACAACCCACCAAGCGAUCGGCUCUGCGAGCUCCGACCUCCGGGCCGUUCAGCUCCGACCUCGCGAGGAAACCCGUCCGGGGAAAUUUCGUAAGGCCGGAGACGCGGAAGUCAUCACCGUCACCGACGCCGCCGGUGCCGCAGCUCGCCGAGCGGUGGAGCCCUUUGGGGAAUGUGGCAGUUUCCAGUUUCAAACGGCAACAGAUCUGCAGGGUGGCCGGUUCCACAGACGGAAGAUCCCGCCUCUCCGAUUAGCACAGUUGGCUACGUACGGUGUGAAAGAAGUUCAACGUGUAUACAAAGAAUCGCCGCGCUGAUGCUGUUGUGAAGUCCACGGUGGCGAGAUGUUAUCUGCCUCGCCUGGUAUGCAGGAGGCAUGGGCUCGAUCCUGACCCUGACGCCUAUUGUAUAUUUGGAGUUUGCGUGUUCUCCCCGUGGUGGCGUGGAUUCUUCUCCGGCUCCUGCGGUUCUUUCCCUACACAUUUAGAAAGAACACGCGUUUAGAGUAUUUGGCUCCUGAUAUAAAUUUCCACGUGAUAAGGCACUUCGUUGAGCUAUCAUUUGUGGCCAGGUCACUUCUGAAAAAAAGCUGCAUAGCUCAGUGGGCCUUAAUUGGUCAAAUAAAUCGUUCUUAUUGGACAUCUGUGAAAAAGAGCAUUAUAGCUUACCAGAUUCCUCCAGAAGAUAUAAACAUUCUGAUUCGAUGGCGAAACCCCUUUUACCAAGAUGUGUUGCUGUCACUCCGGAGGAGCUCUCGCAACUCAGCGGAUUUGCACGCACGCACGCACACGCGUGUGCACACGCACACACACGCGGGCACAUCUACAAUGAGACGCUGCCACAGACAUCCACGGCGUCACGAGCCACAAGCAAGCAAGCACGGUGGAGCCGGGUGGUGGCCGUAAGAGUGUAUUGAGAAGGACGGCUUGAUGCCACCGGCGGCGGUCAAACCGCACGGUGGUGGCGGUGACGUCGCCCCGAAUCCAUCGAUGAUGAGGAUCUCCCCGGAAAGCCCCAGAUUAGUGGCGGAGUUGGAGGGAGUAGGAUGGCGGAGAGGAGGUGGAGCGGGGGAGUGAGUGUAGCAGUGUAGCCGCAUUCCGACAUCGCUCCACGUCGUCUUGCGAGAAGGUUCCUCAGUUAUUUUGGGGUCAUUUGAAUUUGAAAGAAAGAAAAAAGAGACCUUCAAAACACGUUGGUUGUGUGGAGGUUUAUUAUACGUGCGGAUGCUCUGUAAAUAUAAGUAAUAAAGCAAGUUAUUGGGGGGGGGAAUAAGAAAAGAGACUCUUUUAGGGAGUGACAUAUGAAGCCAACAUCAUGCAUAACAAAAAAUAUUAAGCUAUAAUCAAAGUUGGAUGGUAACGAAAAAAUGUUGACCCUGGGUUGAAGUAUUUUUUUUUCUCUCUACCCAACACCCCUCCUCUGACCACGGCCACGGAGCGAGAGACCUCCUGGCACACGGUGGAGGAGCGACGUUGAGCGCGGUUAUUCCGACGCGUGAUCAACGCGUCCACACACGUGGCCUGGGGUCAAUUACUGCCCCUAAUACGAGCGAUGUGGCACCAACAAUAACAACAACAACAAGCAAACCGUAAACAAAAACAACGCUAGGGGAUCACAUUGGGACCACUGGUGCUGCCACGUACAAAUGCUCGGCCGUGCUGCGAUGAGGAAUCCCAACGUUUCCCACGGGAUAGACCAAACGUUACGCAGGCAGGGUUUAUUGUCCCGCGAUGAUUACGGAAAUACAUAAAUAAAUCGCCCAAUGCAGCCAUUACCCCGAGCGUAUAGGGCACUCCGAAAUACCGCCCCGAUAAAUCCCGAGGGGAUUUAAAACGGCUCCAAUUUUCGGCUGUUUCGAUGAGUGCAAAAAUUUAUCUUUAUGUUUAUUUUUUACUGCAUAGUUUAAUAAUAUUAGCUCCGACGUGUGCAGUUUAUCGCAUUUGUAGAAAAUCAUACUUUGGCAGUCAGCAAUAUUGUGUAAAACAUCAUAUCUUCUUAACUCCAAUAAAGCAAACAUUCGGAAUACAUUCUGACAACAACGCCACUCGCAUUUUGGGAUAUUUAAGGAGCGAGAGAGCGAGAGAUGGUCCCCACUCGUGUAUGCCACCCAUCGCAAUCUGAAAUCAAUGUCGGUGUUCUCAUCCCCCGACUGAUGAAAUGCAUCGAAUUCGGGUAGACGCAGUAUGCAAGUUUCCCCAACGCAACCAGGCCAAGACAGACCACAAACACAUUGGACACCGGGAUUGACGGCGAAAGUGGCAGUUUACACCUUCUCUCGGGAACCCAGAGAGCGGGACAGCCUCGCGACCCAGGCAGGCUGUUCUUUACGGAAUGUUUGCUCAGUUGAUGAUGGCUCAAUUUAGGGAUUGACGGGUGUGGCGUUGG
Molecule: messenger RNA, 7732 nt
Organism: Lethenteron reissneri (Far Eastern brook lamprey)
Lineage: Eukaryota; Metazoa; Chordata; Hyperoartia; Petromyzontiformes; Petromyzontidae
Gene: OLFM2
Product: olfactomedin 2
Biological process (GO): signal transduction
Source: RefSeq, a predicted model, not a curated record